GGUAAUCUCGUUACGAUAACAAUCGCAUGGCCAAUGGCCGUGUUCAAAAUUCCCGUGUUUACUGUCAAUCUGUCAAGUUCUAAUGCAACCGCAAAGAAUUAUUUAUUAUUGAUUAAACUUUUGUAGUUAGCUACAUAAUAAAUGUUAGAACAUACAGAAGUUUCUAGAAAACUAGUUAGCGAUGUUUAAGAAUACUUUUCAAUCAGGGUUCCUCUCAAUCCUUUACAGCAUAGGUAGUAAACCUUUGCAAAUCUGGGAUAAAAAAGUGAGAAAUGGGCACAUAAAGAGAAUAACGGACAAUGAUAUACAGAGUCUGGUGCUGGAAAUAGUCGGAACAAAUGUCAGCACUACAUACAUCACUUGUCCGGCGGACCCGAAGAAAACCCUCGGAAUUAAACUGCCGUUUUUGGUUAUGAUCAUUAAAAAUCUCAAAAAGUACUUCACUUUUGAAGUUCAGGUGCUUGAUGACAAGAAUGUCCGGAGAAGGUUUCGGGCCAGCAAUUACCAAUCUACGACCAGAGUGAAGCCCUUUAUCUGUACGAUGCCCAUGAGACUGGACGAAGGCUGGAAUCAAAUACAAUUCAACCUUGCAGAUUUUACGAGGAGAGCCUAUGGUACUAACUAUGUAGAAACUUUGAGAGUACAAAUACAUGCUAAUUGUCGCAUAAGAAGAGUAUACUUCUCAGAUAGGUUGUAUUCUGAAGAUGAGCUCCCUGCAGAAUUCAAGCUGUUCCUGCCCAUCCAAAAUAAAGCUAAGGCAGCGGUUGCUACAUAAAAUGUAAAAUUAUAAUGUUACCUUAGUAAAUGUAUUUUAUAAGUCUUAUUUUAUUUUAUUAUUGUCUCACAACAAUUUUCGAUACUUGUACUUAGUGUGUAUGACCCACCAAAAUAAAUACGCACAAAUAUA
Molecule: messenger RNA, 907 nt
Organism: Danaus plexippus (monarch butterfly)
Lineage: Eukaryota; Metazoa; Arthropoda; Insecta; Lepidoptera; Nymphalidae
Gene: Bug22
Product: cilia- and flagella-associated protein 20
Exons: 2
Coding region: 182-775 (197 amino acids)
Biological process (GO): regulation of cilium beat frequency involved in ciliary motility; cilium assembly; positive regulation of cell motility
Cellular component (GO): motile cilium; ciliary basal body
Source: RefSeq, a predicted model, not a curated record